AUGACCGUCACUACCGAGACCCAGUUCGUCGCCAACGCCGACAUCCCGCGCGCGUGGUGGAAGAGCGCGGUCGUGUACCAGAUCUACCCUGCGUCCUUCCUCGACACCAACGGCGACGGCGUCGGCGACCUGCGCGGCGUGAUCAACAAGCUCGACUACCUCAAGGACCUGGGCGUGGACGUCAUCUGGCUCUCGCCCAUCUUCAAGUCGCCGCAGGUGGACAUGGGGUAUGACAUCAGCGACUACAAGGACAUCCACGCGCCGUAUGGCAGCGUGGCCGACGUCGACGAGCUGAUCGCCGAGCUGCACAAGCGCGGCAUGAAGCUCGUGCUCGACCUUGUCGUCAACCACACCUCGGUCGAGCACAAGUGGUUCAUCGAGUCCAAGAGCUCAAAGACCAACCCCAAGCGCGACUGGUACUACUGGCGCCCGGCCAAGGUCGCCGCCGACGGCUCCAAGAGCGAGCCGAACAACUGGCAGUCCGUGUUUGGCGGCUCGACCUGGAAGCACGACGAGACGACUGACGAGUACUACCUCCACUACUUUGACGAGAGCCAGCCCGACCUCAACUUUGAGAACGUCGAGGUUCGCCAGGCGGUGUAUGACUUGAUGAAGUUCUGGCUUGACAAGGGAGCGGACGGCUACCGUAUGGACGUCAUUGCCCGUAUCUCCAAGAACGUCUCGUUCCCCGACGCCGCCGAGCAGGUCAAGGGCGCGCGGUACCAGGACUUCCCCCGUGGCGCCGGCCCUCGUCUGCACGAGUACCUGCACGAGAUGAACCGCGAGGUGUUGUCGAAGUACGACUGCAUGUCGGUCGGCGAGCUCAACUUUGUCGACCCCAAGACCAUGCUCAACUUUGUGCACCCCGACCGCCAGGAGAUCCAGACGGGCUUCAGCUUCGACCACGUCAACGUCGGCCUCAAGGGCAUGGGCCUGGGCCGCCACCUCGUCAACCCGUGGACGCUGCCCGAGUGGAAGGAGACCAUCACGCGCUGGCAGUGGCUGCGCGAGGCAGGCGCCUGGCACGCCCUGUACCUCGAGAACCACGACCAGCCGCGCUCCAUCAGCCGCUUCGGCAACGACUCGCCCGGGUGGCGCUGGGCGUCAGGCCGCGUGCUCGCCCUCCUCCAUGCGACGCUGUUCGGCACAGUCUACCUGUACCAGGGUGAGGAGAUUGGCAUGAUCAACCUCCCGCUCGACUGGCCCAUCGAGGACUACCAGGACGUGCAGACGCAGAUUCUUGUCAAGGAGAUCAACGAGACGUGCGAGAACCCUACAAAGGUCGUCCAGCAGCUCCUCCCCAAGAUGCGCGACCACCCCCGCUCGCCCAUGCAGUGGACGGCCGGCGCCGGAGCCGGCUUCUCCACCGCCAAGCCGUGGAUGCGCCUGCCUGAGGACUAUGAGGUGUGCAACGUCGAGGCGCAGGUCAACGACCCCUCGUCGCUCUUCAGCUUCUGGAAGUCGGUGCUCGCCUUCAGGCGCAAGCACGAGGACAUCCUGGUGUACGGCUCGUACCGCGAGCUCUCGCCCGAGGACGAGGCCGUCUUCGCCUACGUCCGUGACGAGAAGUUCCUUGUUGUGCUCAACUUCUCCACCGCCCAGGUCGUCUACGCCUUGCCGGAGAAGUUCAAGGCGUCCAAGUUCCUCCUCUCGACGACGCAGGACUCGGAGUGGCCCGCCACGCUGGGCGACAAGCUUGCGCUCCCGCCCUGGACUGGCGCCGUGUACGAGGUGUCCAAGGAGUAG
Molecule: messenger RNA, 1746 nt
Organism: Vanrija pseudolonga
Lineage: Eukaryota; Fungi; Basidiomycota; Tremellomycetes; Trichosporonales; Trichosporonaceae
Product: Oligo-1,6-glucosidase
Exons: 7
Coding region: 1-1746 (581 amino acids)
Biological process (GO): sucrose catabolic process; maltose catabolic process
Molecular function (GO): sucrose alpha-glucosidase activity; alpha-amylase activity; glucan 1,4-alpha-maltotriohydrolase activity
Source: RefSeq, a predicted model, not a curated record